Molecule: messenger RNA, 2637 nt
Organism: Psammomys obesus (fat sand rat)
Lineage: Eukaryota; Metazoa; Chordata; Mammalia; Rodentia; Muridae
Gene: Slc37a2
Product: solute carrier family 37 member 2
Exons: 19
Coding region: 72-1592 (506 amino acids)
Biological process (GO): phosphate ion transmembrane transport; glucose-6-phosphate transport
Cellular component (GO): endoplasmic reticulum membrane
Molecular function (GO): glucose 6-phosphate:phosphate antiporter activity
Source: RefSeq, a predicted model, not a curated record
CAACGCUGGCGGGGACGCGCGCAGGCUCUGCGCUCUCGAUUUUCCCAGUUUUCGGGUACCGGCUUCGCAAGAUGCGGUCUUCCCUGGCUCCGGGUAUCUGGUUCCUCCGUGCCUUCUCCAGGGACAGCUGGUUCCGUGGCUUCGUCCUGCUGCUCACUUUCCUCAUUUAUGCCUGUUAUCACAUGUCCAGAAAGCCCAUCAGCAUUGUUAAGAGCCGCCUGCAUCAGAACUGCUCAGAGCUGAUCAGACCCGAUAAUGACACCCAUGACCUCAAUGAUACUACCUGGUGCAACUGGAGUCCAUUUGACAAAGAUGACUACAAGGAGUUACUGGGAGCUGUGGACAAUGCCUUCCUAGUGGCUUAUGCCAUUGGCAUGUUUAUUAGUGGAAUAUUUGGGGAGCGGCUGCCCCUUCGUUACUACCUUUCAGCUGGAAUGGUGCUAAGCGGCCUGUUCACCUCCCUCUUUGGCCUAGGGUACUUCUGGAAUAUCCAUAUGCUCUGGUACUUUGUGCUUAUCCAGAUCUGCAACGGACUUGUUCAGACUACAGGCUGGCCGUCCGUGGUGACCUGUGUUGGCAACUGGUUUGGGAAGGGAAGGCGGGGAUUCAUCAUGGGCAUCUGGAAUUCCCACACGUCUGUAGGCAACAUUCUGGGCUCCCUGAUCGCUGGAGUCUGGGUGAACCAGCAGUGGGGCCUGUCCUUUAUCGUACCUGGCAUUAUCACUGCUGUCAUAGGCAUCGUCACCUUCCUCUUUCUUAUUGAAUAUCCAGAAGACGUGGACUGCACCCCUCCUCAGCACCAUGGUGACCUGGAGAAGGAACAGGACAACCUGGAAGAUCCUGUGAAUGGUCCCUACACCAGCAGGGACAGUAGCGUGGACAUCGCAGCCAGCUCCUCCAAGGAGCAGGGCCCUGAGCCUGAAGCCAUCAGUUUCUUGGGAGCACUCAAAAUCCCGGGUGUGAUCGAGUUCUCUUUAUGUCUGCUCUUCGCCAAGUUGGUCAGCUAUACCUUUCUCUACUGGCUGCCCUUGUACAUCUUCAAUGUGGCUCACUUCAGUGCCAAGGAGGCUGGGGACCUAUCCACACUCUUCGAUGUUGGCGGCAUCAUAGGUGGCAUCAUGGCAGGGCUCAUCAGCGACUACACCAAUGGCAGGGCCACCACUUGCUGCAUCAUGCUGAUCUUGGCUGCUCCCAUGAUGUUCCUGUACAACUACAUUGGUCAGAGUGGGAUAACGAGCUCCAUAGUGAUGUUAAUUAUCUGUGGGAUCCUGGUCAAUGGCCCUUACGCACUCAUCACCACAGCAGUUUCAGCUGACCUGGGCACACACGAGAGCCUGAAGGGUAACGCCAAGGCCCUCUCCACUGUCACUGCAAUCAUCGACGGCACCGGCUCCAUAGGUGCGGCUCUGGGGCCCCUGCUGGCUGGGCUCAUUUCUCCCACGGGCUGGAACAAUGUCUUCUACAUGCUCAUCUCUGCUGACGUCCUGGCUUGCUUGCUCCUCUGCAGGUUGGUGUACAAAGAGAUCCUGGCCUGGAAGACAGCCCGGAGCAGAAGCAGCGGCUCUAGUCUGGCCCUAACCCACCCGCGAUAGUAUUUUCCUCAAGUUUCAUGACUUUUGUAUAAACAAAUAUGAUGCCUCAAUUGGAAGAGCAGCAUGGAGGGUCCCUGCUGCGUACCCAAAAUCUCCCUAUGUGCAAGAAAAUGGAAACUUCCAUCACAGGGUGAGGCAAAGCCUUUUGAUCUAACCAAUCCAGCCCAAACCCACACUGCCACGAAGGGUACAGAAGACUCUCUGGGAAGGGACUGUUGAGCAGCAAGCAUGGGAAACUGGAAGACUUAAGGCCUGAGCUCUGGGAGCUGCAAUCAGAAGGGAUGGGGCUGAAAGCAAAAGGGGAGGACGUUCAGACUCUUGAUUCCAAGCAAGAGCCAAGGCCUGGGAAAGGCGUGUCUCUCCUUCCCAUGUCCACUCAUAACCUCUGUAAUCGAGGGAUUUCACCUUGUUUCAAAGGUGCCAGGCCUCUCUCUGUCCCUUUGUCCAUGAACCAGUCUUCUUUAUGUAUUUCCCCGAGUAGGACCCUCUUGACCUCUCCUCUGUUUGAUUCUGUUGGGAACUCAGCCACUCUGAAGCACGGGCACUGCUCUUGCAGUGCUUGGAUGGGGUAAGGGAACUGUCAUGGGUACCGAAUGGAGGACAAACUCACUCUUUGGCUCCUGAGCAUGCCCACCCUCAGAAUCCAGUACCUCCCUCACCUCACCCUGAAUAUGCCUCAGUGGAUGAAGACGCUGGAGUGUGUGCUGUGAAGACUGAGGGGUGUCGUGUACAACUGAAAAUACCAGUGUGUUAACCACCUGGUGCUCACUGCAUGGCGGCUCUCCUGUAAGAAUGAACAGGAAGUGGAUACAGAGGACUGAAGCCUGAACAUGGGUGCCGAGUGUAGAUGGAAUGAGGCUACCGCUUGAAGCAUCUGAGUGACUGUUGCUCAGCAGUUGCUUGGAGCCGUACUGCAGCCACCCUCUGCCACGGGUUCUGAUGCAGGAGCUCCUUCCACUCUGAGUGGAUAUGCCAGGCUGACCCCUGGCAUUUCCGCCUGACCUCUCAGCUGCCUGUCAGCACCAAUACAGAUGUCCUUUGCCAA